UACGCAGCAGCGACCGUUGGAGGAGAGGGAAAGAAAUUAAAUAAAUAAAAACACGGAGCACGACUUUUUCAAAGUACUAUUCUGUCGAAUGAAUACGUUUACAGUGUUUAAAGAGACCAAUGCAGACGAGCAGACCAGCAGUCUGGUAGCUAUAAACAGAGAAGUGGUGCGAAGGGAGGAGGACAGGAAAUAAAGGAGUCACCUGGAGGGUCUCCGUCAAUCCACAUUUCAGUUGGAGCGAGGGAAAACGGCACAGAGGGAGAGAGGGAGAAAGGAGACGAGGAGUGGGAGUCGCGUCUGCUCUUGGCAGCUGUUCCAGCAGCCCAUUUCAUUAUUUUGGCUGUUAUUUAGAUCCCUGCGUUACUUUUUCUUUUGGAUGAAUCAGUUGAUAUUUUUAACUUUAAUGUGAGAUAUAACUGCUGUAAAAAGAUAAAAAAAAAAAGUGGAAAAAAAAACAAAGAAAACAUUAUUACUAGCAAGAGUGUUUUAUUUUGUUCCAUCGUUGAUUUCCAAGGUUCUUUUUGUUUCUUUUUUUAUGUUUAACAACCCUUUUUCGGCUGUGAGUAGCAGGAGCUUCCAUUCUCCAAACUAUCGUCGAAACCCCUCCCCGCCCUUUCCUUUUUACUUAGUUAGGACCUGAUAACCUGGUAUUCCUCAAGCACCUGAAACUGGCAGCUAUUCUCUCUGUGUCUGUGUGUUUGGGGAGCUCUGUGACCACAGCUUAAGCACCACUCAGCCUUCUAGUCACCUAAGCCUAACUAAAGCCAGCCAGCUCGAGCCUGGUCCAGCCCAGUCCAGCCUGCUCCGAUUAUCUGGACAGGAUACUCAGUUCUGUGUGGACGUGAGGAAUAUGACUGCUGAGACUCUUAACUUCGGCCCAGAAUGGCUUCGUGCACUGUCCAGUGGGGGGAGUGUGACAUCCCCCCCUCCUUCCCCCGCCAUGCCAAAGUACAAGCUGGCCGAGUACCGCUACGGCCGAGAGGAGAUGUUAGCACUUUAUAUCAAAGACAACAAGGUCCCGGAGGACAUGCAGGAUAAGGAGUUUGCUGCUAUUCUGCAAGAUGAGCCCAUGCAGCCCCUGGCACUGGUGCCUCUCACCGAGGAGGAGCAGAGGAACUUCUCCAUGUCGGUGAACAGUGUGGCGGUGCUGAGGCUCAUGGGAAAAGGGGUGAGUGGAGCCGCCCCAGCUGGAGUGGUUCGUGGACGAGGGGCCGCAAGAGGUGGUCGAGGCCGAGGUCGUGGCGAAGGUGGAUUCUACCAAAGAAGUAUUGAAGAUGCAGAGGUGGGCUUCGGCCGAAGUGUCCGAGAGAUUCACCGCAGCCAGAGCUGGGACGACCGGGGCGAGCGUCGAUUCGAGAAGCCUCUGCGGCGGGAGGUGGGGCGGCCUGGCUUUGAAGAAGCCGGAGGUCCCGGGGGUCCAGGGAGGAAGGAGUACACAAGGGCUGACAGCGAUAACUGGCGCACCCUCCGGGAGGAGCAGGAGGAGGAUGAGGGGGAGCCGGGCAGCAACUGGAGACUCGCUGGACCCCGCAGGGAUGAUGGUGGUCCUCGCUCAGCGGGCUGGCGGGACCACAACGGUCCAGGCGAAAGCCGUCGGAGGAAGUUCGAUUUCGACUUCCGGGACUCGGAGGGCCACAGCGGGGGCCGGCGGCGUGCGGGCAGCGACGGUCUGGAGGACGACAGGGACGGCCUGCCUGAGUGGUGUACAGACGAAGAGGACGGAGACCUGGGCACCUUCGACUCCUCCGGGGCGUUCAUGCCUCUGAAGAAGGGCGGCAAGGAGACAAUCCUGGAGGAGGAGUUAGAUUUCAAGGGGAUCGAGGAGGAAGACGAGGAGGAGGCCUAUGCCGACGUGGAGAGGAACUGCACUGAAGGAGACAAAGACAAGGAGUGUAAAGAAGCCAUUCCUGCAGUUGGGGAUGGCGAGAUAAAGCCAGCAUCACCCUCCUCUUCUCCUCCAGUCCACUGCACCCCUCCAUCCCUGGAGCCGCAGCCCAGCCUGGCCGGUCAGGUGGUGGAGAACGCUCCGCUCAGCAACAGCCACCCUGUGAAGGCCAACAGCUCGCCCAGCGAAGACGUAGCUCCCAUGGGGGGCUCCAAGGCCCAGCUGAGCCCCAGCCCCGCCGCCUCCUCCGCCCUGCCUCCCCCUCCCCCUUCCUCCGCCGCUCCUCUCCUCCCUCCAUCUGGAGGAGACGCAGAGGAUGAUGAAGGCAUGAAGCACCUGCAGCAGGAGGCCGAGAAGAUGGUGGCCUCGCUGCAGGACACCUCCAUGGAGGAGGAGUGUUUCACCCAGGCGCUGCAGCAGCAGCAGGAGAGCAGGAACACUGCGGCCGCUCUGCCGCUGUCGCACGAGGCCGCCAUGAAGUGGUUCUACAAGGACCCGCAGGGGGAGAUCCAGGGUCCCUUCACCACGGUGGAGAUGUGCGAGUGGUUCCAGGCGGGCUACUUCACCAUGACCCUGCUGGUGAAGCGGGGCUGCGACGAGGGCUUCCAGCCCUUGGGCGACGUCAUCAAGAUGUGGGGCCGCGUGCCCUUCGCCCCGGGGCCCUCCCCGCCGCCCCUGCUGGUGAGACAGCUCCCUCCGACGCAGCGCCCGCAGCCCACCCGGGGGCCCGCCGGGACUGUGAGUCAGAGCUCAGCCAACCUAGUGGAUGGGGAGGGGAGGCUGGAGAUGAGAGGGCACAUUAACAGACAGGUUGGGGGAAACCUGGACCAGGAGCGCCUGAAAAAGCAACAGGAGCUGGCAGCAGCAGCUCUUUAUCAACAGCUCCAGCAGCAGCAGCUAUUCCAGCUCAUUAACAGUGAGCAGGGUAUGAUGCCUUCGAUGAACAGGUCGAUGUCAGUGCCAGAUACAGGGUCCAUGUGGGACAUGCAUACCUCAGCUUCACAGCCGUCAGGCGGUGAAGCCAGUCUUUGGGACAUAACAAUGAAUCCUUCUACUCAGGGUCCAACUCUCGAACAGCUUCAGAAGCUCCAGCAGGAGAGACGAGACGCUGAACUCAGGGCGAAGCGUGAGGAGGAGGAGCAGCGUAAGAGGAGGGAGGAGAAGAGGAGGCAACAGGAGGAACAGAAAAGGAGGGAGGAGGAGGAGCUCUUCAGACGGAAGCAGUGUCGUCAGCAGCAGGAGCUGAUCAUGAAACUGCUGCAGCAGGCCCCCCAGCAGCAGGGACCCGGGGCGGGCGGCUCCAGCUGGAGCGGGGCUUCCUCCUCAGGGCUCGCAAAGGCGGGAAAGCCCCCGGCUCUGGCUCUGCUGGAGAUGCAGCAGGAGCUCCUGAAGCAGCAGCAGCAGCAGCAGAGAGCCCAGCAGCAGAGAGACCGCCACUCUGGCAUGUCGAUGGGCAGCUCCUCCAUGGGGGGCCAGUGGGUGGAGGGUGUUGGCAUGUGGGGUGGCUCCAGCGGAAUGGAGGGCAAGGGCAGCGGCGGAGGCUCCUCCAGCAGCAUGGGCAUGUGGGACGAGGCUGUGAAGAACCAGGCCAGUCUGCGCGGGAACAGCAACAACAACCUGGGCCUGAAGAACAGCCGCAGCAGCCCAUCACUCAGCGAUCAGUACAUGAUGCGUCGCAAGCGGACGGAGGAGGAGGAGAAGCUCCUGAAGCUGCUGCAGGGCAUGAAGCCUCAGGACGGCUUCACCACCUGGUGUGAACAGAUGCUGCACGCUCUCAACACCUCUGCCAACAACUCUUCCUCCUCUCUGGAUGUUGCCACCAUCGUGGCAUACCUGAAGGAGGUGGAGUCUCCCUAUGCAGUGCUGGAUUUCAUCCGGUCCUACCUAGGGGACACAGUGGAAGCCAAAGAGUUCGCCAAACAAUUUCUGGAGCGACGUGCCAAACAGAAAGCCAACCAACAGAGACAGCAGCAGCAGUUAUCAAAGGAAGUGGCUGGGUUAAACAUGAACUUCCCUCUGCAGGACUCGAUGCGAGGUAUGAAUCCGAGCACUCUGCAGUCCAUGUUCCAGGCCAACCACAUGGGCAAGGCUGGUCUCUAUGACAACCAGGGGGGAAAGAUGAAGAAGAAACAGCCCAUGAUGCUGCACUCUGACCCCAGCAUCUUAGGGUACUCAUUCCACAACGCGGGCGACUGUCUGAGCCUGAAUGAGAUGGAGAUGGUGGAGGAUUACUGAUGUGACGCAGCGCAGCAGCAAUAGCUACCUGAGGCCUUCUGUCUUUUAAUCAGACAAACCUGAUGACGAAUGUGCACUGCUGGGGGGAACCAGGGGGGCGGGGGAGGGCGAGAGAGAGAGAGUGUGUGUAAAAGAGGGAGGUUGCAGGGGUGGAGGCGCCGACCGAGGCACCUCCCACUCUUUCAUUCCCUCCGGGUCGACACAAAAAAA
This is a messenger RNA of Salarias fasciatus (jewelled blenny), 4330 nucleotides long. Its product is annotated as GRB10-interacting GYF protein 1-like. Gene Ontology annotation, cellular component: cytosol. NCBI's taxonomy places the organism in Eukaryota, Metazoa, Chordata, Actinopteri, Blenniiformes, Blenniidae. The transcript has 25 exons. Bases 851 to 4120 code for a protein of 1089 amino acids. The record is from RefSeq and is a predicted model, not a curated record. Gene Ontology annotation, biological process: insulin-like growth factor receptor signaling pathway. Gene Ontology annotation, molecular function: protein binding.